Puntigrus tetrazona (Sumatra barb) is the source of this 3483-nucleotide messenger RNA. It is a transcript of the gene pou4f2, whose product is annotated as POU class 4 homeobox 2. The coding region runs from base 1933 to 3093 and encodes 386 amino acids. Gene Ontology annotation, biological process: regulation of transcription by RNA polymerase II. NCBI's taxonomy places the organism in Eukaryota, Metazoa, Chordata, Actinopteri, Cypriniformes, Cyprinidae. Gene Ontology annotation, molecular function: RNA polymerase II cis-regulatory region sequence-specific DNA binding; DNA-binding transcription factor activity, RNA polymerase II-specific. The transcript has 2 exons. The record is from RefSeq and is a predicted model, not a curated record.
UUUGUUUUCUCCAAUAGAGACAUGAUGCAGCACUUGCUCUAAUUUAAUUUCCUAAUUAUUAUAAAUUUGAUGACAAGCAAUCGUUUAAGACGAACAAGUGCGUACUGGCGUAUUUAUUAGCUAUAUACAAGCAUAUUAGUUUUGUUACUGGCUACGUAACGAUCAUCUCGACGUUUGCCAUUUGGCAUAUAUUUGACAGAUAUUAACUAACCGUAAAUUGCGAUUACUGUUCGGAAGAUUUGAAUCAAUUGAAUGCAUUCGAAUAUUUUUAGCUCGAGUUAAAAAUGUGCGUUUCGCGUUAGCUGCGCACUUUUACGCGCGAGGUUAGUCGGUCGCUAUGAUGCAUCAAUUACCCCAUCCAAUGGACUCGAAUAGAUUAAACAAAUUAGACUAGCCUUGUUAAUUAGAACAUGAUUAAAGGUUUUUAAUUAAAUCACUGAUGAAGUAGUCUAAUUAGAACGAAGAUAUGAUAAUAGCCCGCUGCGACGAGUAUAUAAUUGUAUUGGGUUUGCAAUUAAAUCCUAAAGAGUUGUAAAAAAUCCGCUUUUCCGUGUCAUUAAUGAAAUACUUCGCACAGUGUAGGCUGUUUCUGUUGAGACAUCAAAUUCAUAACUCAAGUGGCUUUCCUAUUUAUUUCAAUAAACUAAUAAAUUCGCCAAAACGAAGUCGUUUUUUUUUUCCUAAAUAAUAAAAUCAACGCAGGUUAAUUACCGAAUGACUGUCGAACAAAUAUAAAUUUAAUUUAAAUUCAAUAUUUCUACAUUUCGCUGGACGUAAUUUGUUUAAUGCGUGUCGGUAUAUCAAAUUACCUCGCUAUAAUGCAAUGAUAGUCGUGCGUUUUGCUCUGAUUUAUUUCACCCAACAGGGACAGCAGAUGAUGGAGCUGUCCGUGGUGAUUUCUUCAUAUACACCCGCACUUCUCCGACCAAGCUUCCGAUCACGAAUUACACAGCACCUUAUCUUUCAUAUACAUAUUUUUUUUUUUUGCAUCGUCGUAAAAGUUUGCUAUGGCAUGCUGCAUAAACGUUACAGAAUAAAUGCACGACGUAUACGCACAACGCGUGGAGAAAUGCAUUUCCAAACACCGAAAUGUUUAACUUUAGAACGCAAUCGCGCUUUCAUUCAAUUCCUUUAACCGCGGUGGUUUCCUCAAUAACUUUAUUGAAGUAUCACACAAUACCAGCCGCAGUCGUUGCAACUGCCCAUGCGCAGAGUCCCCAGCGGCGCUGUGGCUAAUGAAGAAUAAUAAAUCAUGAAAGGUUUUUCAGGUACAGCCGAGAGAGCGUGUAAGAGGAGAGGGAGUGAGAGAAUGGGUGAGCGAGAGAGAGAGAGACGCAGCCUGCCCUUCGCCUUGGAGCACAGACAGAUCGAGUCCCCGCAGCAUUGAAUGUAGUCGACUGUCACCUUUAUCUCAUAAUCAAAUUCAGCAAGAAUCGGGGAUAAAGGUUAACGAGCGGCAUUGUUUCGAGCGACGUCGUUCUGGAAACCGGCACGGAGAGAAGAGAGAAGAAACUUUUUACGCUCGUUUUUAAAAAAGCGUGCGCAAAGACAAACUCACCAAAAGACAUCAGCCUCCGCCGCGACAAGCGAACGGUAUUUUGCAAAGGCGGAGGAAAUUUUUUCUGCGGAGCGUUUUGGCAAGAGUUGGCGUGAUCUUUUGGAGGAGUUUACCGACAGGUUGCAUGGCUUACUGGCGCUCGCGGCACGUCUCUAGCCACGGAGCGCGACGGAGCGAGCAGGAGAUCGUUCUCUCAGACCACUAGAUGAGCCAUCUAGAGACUCGGCGCAUCAUCCUCCUCUUCACGUUCGUUGCGACGCCAGAGACUUGAGACUUCCGCGCAGCGACUGGGCUUGAACUCCAGUCGAAGAAGAAGAAGAAGAAGGCGGAGUCUUAACUUAUUAAAAGGAACUCGCCGAGGCUCGGUCGCAAAUAUGAUGAUGAUGUCUCUGAACAGCAAGCAGGCGUUCGCCAUGCCUCACACCAGUCUGGCCGAGCCCAAAUACUCCAGUUUGCAUUCCGCGUCCUCCUCUUCCACUUUGACUUCCAACGCGCCCUCGUCCUCCUGCUCGACGUCCAGACACAGCAGCACGAUCAGCAGCAGCGGCGGCGGCGGCUCGGAGGCGAUGCGCCGAGCAUGUCUCCCAACCCCACCGAGCAAUAUAUUCGGCGGAUUGGAUGAGAGUUUGUUGGCCCGCGCGGAAGCUCUGGCGGCGGUGGAUAUAGUCUCGCAGACCAAAAGCCAUCAUCACCCUCCUCAUCACAGUCCCUUCAAGCCGGACGCAACCUACCACACCAUGAACACGCUGCCGUGCACCUCGUCGUCCUCCUCGUCGUCGUCCGUGCCCAUCUCGCACCCGUCAGCGCUGGCGAGCCAUCACCACCACCACCACCAUCACCACCACCACCAGCCGCACCAGGCACUGGAGGGCGACCUGCUGGACCACAUCACCCCAGGACUGGCGCUCGCCGGAGCCAUGGCCGGGCCAGACGGCUCGGUGGUCUCCACGCCUGCGCACCCCGCUCACAUGGCAGGCAUGAACCACAUGCACCAAGCUGCCAUCAACAUGGCUCACGCCCAUGGGCUGCCAUCCCACAUGGGCUGCAUGAGCGACGUGGAUGCAGAUCCCAGGGACUUGGAGGCAUUCGCUGAGCGCUUUAAACAGCGUCGGAUCAAACUCGGCGUGACCCAAGCGGAUGUAGGGUCAGCGCUGGCCAACCUGAAGAUUCCCGGCGUAGGCUCUUUAAGCCAGAGUACCAUCUGCCGGUUUGAAUCGCUCACGUUGUCCCACAACAACAUGAUCGCCCUCAAGCCCAUCCUGCAAGCCUGGCUGGAGGAGGCAGAAAAGUCGCACCGGGAGAAACUCAACAAGCCCGAGCUCUUCAACGGGGCCGAGAAGAAGAGGAAGCGGACCUCCAUCGCGGCCCCCGAGAAAAGGUCCCUCGAAGCCUAUUUUGCUAUUCAGCCGCGUCCGUCCUCAGAGAAAAUCGCAGCGAUCGCAGAGAAGCUGGACCUCAAAAAGAACGUAGUGCGGGUUUGGUUUUGCAACCAGAGGCAGAAACAAAAACGCAUGAAAUACUCGGCCUGCGUCUAGCUCGACCAGAAGACCAGCGCGACGUGUCGAGAGACUCCUAAAACUGUUUAGAGACGAUUUGUAAAAUAUUUCUUAUUUCACACCUUUUUCAAUCAUCAAUAACUUGUGCGUUGAACCAGAAUUUCAUGACAUUCAAAAAGAGACAUUUGAAAAUACCAAAUCACUGUCACGUAUUACGCAAAGGGGAUGUGGAAUCAUUUAAAGGAUCGUUUGACUGAUCAAGUAAGACCAUUCGUUUUUCCUCACUUAUUCUAGCACACUUUCUAUAUCAGAGGAGCAAGACUCUUUAAACCUCAAUCAGACAGCCUGCCUGAAGCCGAAUAGCGUACGUUAGAAAGUGUUCUGUAUCGAGCUCCACACAACACCAGUAAUUACUAUAAACUGAUUGGG